AUGUUAGCUAUUCCGGCUAGCGUCAGCCUUUCCUCCCGCCCUUCUCCCGCUCCCCCGCUCCCCCCAGUCCCCUCUUCCUCCCUUCCUCCUCCCCCUUCCCUCCCCCUCCCCGCGGACUUUCUUGCGGCUGUAUUGAACAGGUCUCCGGACGCGCCUGUUGGGGCCCCACAGCUCCGCUCUCAACCGUCCUACAUUCAGCAGUUGAGCAGAGCAGCACAGAACAGGGUAAAGGGAAGUAGGGCAGAGCAGGGCGAUGCAGAGCAGGGCAAUGCAGAGCAGGGCAAUGCAGAGCAGGGCAAUGCAGAGCAGGGCAAUGCAGAGCAGGGCAAUGCAGAGCAGGGCAAUGCAGAGCAGGGCAAUGCAGAGCAGGGCAAUGCAGAGCAGGGCAAUGCAGAGCAGGGCAAUGCAGAGCAGGGCAAUGCAGAGCAGGGCAAUGCAGAGCAGGGCAAUGCAGAGCAGGGCAAUGCAGAGCAGGGCAAUGCAGAGCAGGGCAAUGCAGAGCAGGGCAAUGCAGAGCAGGGCAAUGCAGAGCAGGGCAAUGCAGAGCAGGGCAAUGCAGAGCAGGGCAAUGCAGAGCAGGGCAAUGCAGAGCAGGGCAAUGCAGAGCAGGGCAAUGCAGAGCAGGGCAAUGCAGAGCAGGGCAAUGCAGAGCAGGGCAAUGCAGAGCAGGGCAAUGCAGAGCAGGGCAAUGCAGAGCAGGGCAAUGCAGAGCAGGGCAAUGCAGAGCAGGGCAAUGCAGAGCAGGGCAAUGCAGAGCAGGGCAAUGCAGAGCAGGGCAAUGCAGAGCAGGGCAAUGCAGAGCAGGGCAAUGCAGAGCAGGGCAAUGCAGAGCAGGGCAAUGCAGAGCAGGGCAAUGCAGAGCAGGGCAAUGCAGAGCAGGGCAAUGCAGAGCAGGGGAAGAGGACACCUGGAAGCACUCAUCUGGACCAUGCUUCAAUGCACUCAUCCGGAUGCACUCAUCUGGACCAUGCUUCAAUGCACUCAUCCGGAUGCACUCAUCUGGACCAUGCUUCAAUGCACUCAUCCGGAUGCACUCAUCUGGACCAUGCUUCAAUGCACUCAUCUGGACCAUGCUUCAAUGCACUCAUCUGGACCAUGCUUCAAUGCACUCAUCUGGACCAUGCUUCAAUGCACUCAUCUGGUCCAUGCUUCAAUGCACUCAUCUGGACCAUGCUUCAAUGCACUCAUCCGGAUGCACUCAUCUGGACCAUGCUUCAAUGCACUCAUCUGGACCAUGCUUCAAUGCACUCAUCUGGACCAUGCUUCAAUGCACUCAUCUGGACCAUGCUUCAAUGCACUCAUCCGGAUGCACUCAUCUGGACCAUGCUUCAAUGCACUCAUCCGGAUGCACUCAUCUGGACCAUGCUUCAAUGCACUCAUCCGGAUGCACUCAUCUGGACCAUGCUUCAAUGCACUCAUCCGGAUGCACUCAUCUGGACCAUGCUUCAAUGCACUCAUCUGGACCAUGCUUCAAUGCACUCAUCUGGACCAUGCUUCAAUGCACUCAUCUGGACCAUGCUUCAAUGCACUCAUCUGGACCAUGCUUCAAUGCACUCAUCUGGACCAUGCUUCAAUGCACUCAUCUGGACCAUGCUUCAAUGCACUCAUCUGGACCAUGCUUCAAUGCACUCAUCUGGACCAUGCUUCAAUGCACUCAUCUGGACCAUGCUUCAAUGCACUCAUCUGGACCAUGCUUCAAUGCACUCAUCUGGACCAUGCUUCAAUGCACUCAUCUGGACCAUGCUUCAAUGCACUCAUCUGGACCAUGCUUCAAUGCACUCAUCUGGACCAUGCUUCAAUGCACUCAUCUGGACCAUGCUUCAAUGCACUCAUCCGGAUGCACUCAUCUGGACCAUGCUUCAAUGCACUCAUCUGGACCAUGCUUCAAUGCACUCAUCUGGACCAUGCUUCAAUGCACUCAUCUGGACCAUGCUUCAAUGA
Messenger RNA from Closterium sp. NIES-65, 1941 nucleotides. The record is from the annotation of a GenBank genome assembly. NCBI's taxonomy places the organism in Eukaryota, Viridiplantae, Streptophyta, Zygnematophyceae, Desmidiales, Closteriaceae.